Messenger RNA from Daktulosphaira vitifoliae (grape phylloxera), 4603 nucleotides. RefSeq lists its product as uncharacterized. The transcript has 20 exons. Gene Ontology annotation, biological process: response to oxidative stress. Bases 178 to 4092 code for a protein of 1304 amino acids. Lineage: Eukaryota; Metazoa; Arthropoda; Insecta; Hemiptera; Phylloxeridae. The record is from RefSeq and is a predicted model, not a curated record. Gene Ontology annotation, molecular function: peroxidase activity; heme binding.
CAAAAAAGUGUGAUAGUAUUAGUUUAAGAACUGUAAGUGUGUGCAGUGAGAUACUACCUAAGAAAAAUGAUUUGACCGUUACAUUUUAAACAAAAUCGGAGUCUCAAAGGUUUUUCGUUCUUUAUUCUUACAUUUUUUUUAUUUCGUAGUUUUACAAGCUGUUAUAACAAGCUAAUUAUGGAAUUAUCAAUUAUUUUAAGAGUGUAUUUCGUGUUGGUAACUUAUCUAGUCUACACUUCAGCGACAACAUUAACUGAUGAAAAAUGUUUAGCAACUAAAUAUAGAAGUACAGAUGGACGUUGUAACAAUGUACACCAUCCAAAUUGGGGUACUAAAAACUCUCAAUUUCUUCAACUUAAAGUAGAAAUGCAAGAUACUAUUUAUUCAGAUAAAUUGCCAGAAGUUUCUGAUGUAGCAGAUACUUUAAGUAAAUUUACAAUAUCACAACGUAAACAUUUUACUGUAAUGUCUAGUUUAUGGUCAGAUUUUCUUAAACUAGAUUUAGCAAUUGAAAAUAUAACUGAAAAUGGAUAUUUAUUAAACUCGGCUACUAGUUUUUUGGACGCUUCUCCUUUAUAUAGUGAUAUUUCAUGUGAUUCACAUUUUUUCACUAUUUUCAAAACUCAAUCUGGACAUCUCAAUAUGAGUUACUGUUCUGAUUUUCAAAAUCUUAAACCUAACAAUUCGCUAACAAUUCAUAAUCUUUUAAUAUUAGAACAUAAUCGCCUUGUCAAUACUUUAAGAGAAAUUAAUCCGAAAUGGACUAAUGAAACUCUCUUUGAAGAAGCGAAACGAUUAACAAUAGCUCAACUGCAACAUAUCACGUAUAAUGAGUUUAUUCCUGACAUAAUUGGGGAUGAAAUGGUAGAUGAAUGGAAUUUAAUCCCACUUAAACGUGGAUACUAUCAAAAAUAUUCAAGUGCUAAUAGACCAGGAAUUCUACAGAGUACAGUUGCAACAGUUUUACCAUUAUUACCAACAAUAAUAUUUGGUAAAAAUAAAUUUAAAAGUUCAGAGGAAUCUAAUAAUUCUAAAAAAAAUAUUGAAAUAUUAUUGAAUUUUGGGAGGCAAUUAAAAAUCCCUACUUAUAAAACUUGGAGAAGUCUAUGCUUUUCUACUAGUUCAAAUACUAACAUAGAAAUAGACAAUAAAACAUUAUACAGAAACCUUGAUGAAAUCGAUUUGCUAUUUGGUGGUUUAUUAGAGACUCCACGAAAAGGAGCAGUAUUUGGGCCGACCUUUUCAUGUAUGAUUGCUAAACAGUUUUCCAAAAUUAAGAACAGCGAUAGAUUUUGGUAUGAAAAUGAUUUCCCUCCUUCUACAUAUAGCAUACGUCAGUUACAAGAAAUAAGACAAAGUAGUUUGGCAGGCAUGAUUUGUACUAAUUUUAAAGAAGUUACAACUAUUCAACCAAAAGCUUUUAUCGAAAAAGAUGAUUAUUUAAAUCAUCCAAUAAACUGUGACCAGUAUCCUAAAUUAGACUUGUAUCAAUGGAAGGAAGAAGUAGUGGACAAAAUGACAGCAUAUUAUAAUACAGAACGAGAUUUAGAAGAAAAUAGCAAUGCUGUGUUAGUAAAAGAAGCAUGGAAGAAAGCUGAAGAUGAUGUCAAUAGAAGAAAACAAACUGAAUUUUUAUUAUGGUCAAAAAAGGGUGGAGUAGACCCAAAAUCUCCUCUUGGAAUAGCUUCAGCAUUUAGUAAAGCUAGUAAAUCAGCUUUGAUUAUAGCAAAUAAUUCAUUAUUAUUUGAAUAUGCAUCUAAAGAGCUAUUAAAGUCUCUUGGAAAAAAGCGUCUCCGUCGUCAAAUAUUAGAUAUUAGCGAUCCUUCAUCAAGCAUAAAUUCUAUAGGGCCAGGAUUAUUUGAUGGUUUAAAGCUUACUGAACUUUAUCCUCCUCCUCUUUACCACGCUGAAGGUGAAUGUCCAAUUGAAACUGAACCCUGUAAUGCAUUAAAUCCAUAUAGAACAUUUAGUGGCUAUUGUAAUAAUUUAAAAAACCCUAAUUUUGGUAAAGCAAUGACCACUUUUCAACGAAUAUUGCCUUCUGUAUAUGAAAAUGGAGUUAAUCAUCCACGAUUAACAUCUGUAACUGGUGCACCAUUACCAUCUGCAAGAUUAGUUAGUGCUAUGUCUCAUCCAGAUAUUAGUCAUCUCCAUGGUCGAUAUACGCUAACUCUAAUGCAAUUUGCUCAAAUUUUAGAUCAUGAUAUAACAUUUACACCUGUACAUCGAGGAUUUUUUUCAUCAAUUCCCGACUGUCGAUCUUGUGAUAGCCCACUAACUGUACAUCCUGAAUGUAUGCCAAUACCAAUACCACCCGGAGAUCCAUAUUACCCUCAAGUAAAUUAUACUACUGGACAGCGCAUGUGUUUGCCUUUUAUGAGAUCCCUUCCAGGUCAACAACGAUUAGGUCCCAGAGAUCAGAUUAACCAAAAUUCAGCUUAUUUAGAUUUAUCAAGUGUUUAUGGCUCAGAUUCGUGUAUGGCUAAAGAUUUGAGAUCAUUUUAUAUCGGCAAAUUAAAUGUUACUAGACACCCAAUAUUAGGAAGAAAAGAUUUACUUCCACAAUCACCCAAACACCCAGAAUGUAAAGCUUCUUCUGGUUAUUGUUUUAUUGGUGGGGAUGGGCGAGUAAGUGAACAACCAGGAUUGACAGCGUUACAUACGAUUUUUUUGAGAGAGCAUAAUCGAAUUGCUGAAGUAUUGCAUAGAUUAAAUCCACAUUGGAGUGACGAAACAUUAUACCAAAUCGCUAAAAAAAUUUUUACUGCAGCGUAUCAGCAUAUUAUUUACAACGAAUUUAUCCCAAGGAUAUUAGGUUGGAAUGCAGUUGAUAAAUAUGAUCUAAGACUUUCACCAUCUGGCUAUUAUAAAACUUAUACGCCAGAUUGCCACCCAGGACCAUUCGCCGAGUUUGCUGUUGCUGCUUUUCGCAUUGGACAUAGUUUAUUAAGACCACAUAUUCCUAGAAUGUCACCAACUUAUGAACCUAUAGAACCAGCUAUAUUACUUAGAGAUGUUUUUUUCAAUCCAGAUAUCAUUUUUAGGGAUCAAAUGAUUGAUGAAAUAAUCAGAGGUCAAUCUAGUACACCUAUGGAGAACUUAGAUCAGUUUAUAACAGCAGAAAUAACGAAUCAUUUGUUUGAGAAUAAAAAAAUACCACAUUCAGGAGUAGAUCUUCCUGCUCUCAAUGUUCAACGAGCUCGAGACCAUGGUGUACCAUCAUACAAUGCAUUUCGAGUGAGAUGUGGUCUUCAACGAGCUAUUGCUUGGGAAGAUUUAUCGCGUGAAAUGUCUCCAGAAGUUAUAUCAAGAUUUAAAACUAUUUAUGCUCAUCCAGAUGAUAUUGAUUUAUUCCCCGGAGGGUUAAGUGAAUAUCCAGUACAAGGAGGUCUUGUAGGUCCAACUUUUGCAUGUAUUAUUGGCCUACAAUUCAGACACCUCAAACAAUGUGAUCGUUUUUGGUUUGAAAAUGAUGAUCCACUUUUAAGAUUUUCGGAAGUACAACUUGCUGAGAUUCGUAAAGCUACAUUAUCAAAAAUAUUAUGUGAAAAUAUGGACAUUGUUAGUGAUAUGCAAAAAGCUGCAUUUGAUCAAUCUAAUGACUAUUUAAAUCCAAGACUUCCGUGUCAAGUCCUACCGACAAUUGACUUGACGUUAUGGAAAGAUAAUCAACAAAGUUGUAAUAUAAAUGGUCAAACAGUUGCUGUUGGAGAAUCUCAUCUUCCAUCACCAUGUACUAGUUGUAUUUGCACACCCGAAGGGCCAAAUUGUGCUUCACUAAGAGUUACCGACUGCGGUCGUCUGAUGAACGAAGUUGGUGUGAAUAAAAUGAUGCAAGAUGAUGUGUGCGCUGCUCAAUGUGCUAGUUUUGUAGAGCAAAGUUUUAUAAAUCCCGAUCCCUUAUUGUUAUCAUCUGGAAAUCAGGUACCGCCAUUUUUAGUCCCUCCUGGGAGAGACACGCGAGUCCUAAGCGAAGUAGAUUUAUUACCUCCCCCGCAAUUCACUCGACAAAGACCAUUGAGAAGAUUAAAAAGUAAACGAAGACCAUAUAGAAAAAAUUUCCAGUUUCCUUCGGAUGCAAUAGUUAUUUAGUUAUAUAUAAAUAUUAAUAAAAUAAUCAAGGUUCAUUUGGAUUUUAUAUCAUGGAAGUGUUAUAUACUAAUUCAUUAUGAAAAUGAAAUCUUUAUUAAUGUUAUCUUAUAUUUCUAUUUCUAUUUUGAUAAAAUUUUAAUUUUAUAAUAUAGAUUUACCUAAGGAAAUACAUGACUGAUAGAGAUUUAUAAAAAAAUAUAUUUUAUAUUGCCAUAAUUUAGUAUAAUUAUGUAAAAAUUAAGAUAGUACAUAUAUUUAUGUUGAAAAUAGAUAUUAAAAAUUAAUAUUUGUUUAAAAACAAUUUUAAAAUAGUUUUUAAAUUCAAUAGGUUUAUCUUAUCCCUAAUACUGAACUUUCUAUCAACGAUCAUAGCAUGAUAAUCAUGCUAAUUAUUGUUGUAGAUUUAUAUAUAAGCGAAAGCAAUAAAAUUAUCUUGUGUAAAAUAUAAUACAUAUAUUAUUAUUUAUUAAUUUUUCAUUAUUAUACAAUUGUUUACAUAACACCACUAUUU